This is a messenger RNA of Exophiala aquamarina CBS 119918, 276 nucleotides long. RefSeq lists its product as uncharacterized. NCBI's taxonomy places the organism in Eukaryota, Fungi, Ascomycota, Eurotiomycetes, Chaetothyriales, Herpotrichiellaceae. Gene Ontology annotation, molecular function: acyltransferase activity, transferring groups other than amino-acyl groups. The transcript has a single exon. The record is from RefSeq and is a predicted model, not a curated record. The annotation marks the transcript as partial.
CUUAUCGGCAUAUCACGUUGGAUCAGCGAUUUUGUGACUGUGGCAUAUCUGACAGAUGUUUAUCUCCUUCCGGCAUACCGUUCGUGUGGUUUGGGAAAAUGGAUGAUGAGUUGUGUUGACGAGACUUUUCGCUCAAUGGAGCAUUUCCGCGGCAUGAUUUUGAUUGUAAAUCAUGGUAGUGGGGAGGAAUCUCUAUACAGAAAGUAUCUCGGCAUGGAAGAUCUGGAAAGUCCAGCGAUCUUGUUGGAUCGCAAAGGUCGUGGAUCGGCGAGAUAA